AGCGCUGGUGGCUUCAGGUGGCUGCCGCCGCCGCCGCCGCUGCUAGUGCGGUUUCCGCCGCCGGUGCGAGGAGCAGAGACGCGCGAGCGGGGAGACCUCCGAGGCAGCGAGGCAUCGGACAUGUGUCAGCACAUCUGGGGCGCACAUCCGUCGAGCCCGAGGGGAGAUUUGCAGGAACAAUUCAAACUGCGAUAUUGAUCUUGGGGGUGACUGUCCCUGGCCGGCUGUCGGGUGAGAGUGCGAGUGUGCGCUCGCUCGGGAGUGUGUGCGCGUGUGUAUGUGUGUGUGCCGUGUCGGGCUCCCCCUUUCCCCCCCUGUUUUCCCGUCGAGUGAUGCACUUGGAAUGAGAAUCAGAGGAUGGAAAUAGUCUGGGAGGUGCUUUUUCUUCUUCAAGCCAAUUUCAUCGUCUGCAUAUCAGCUCAACAGAAUUCACCAAAAAUCCAUGAAGGCUGGUGGGCAUACAAGGAGGUGGUCCAGGGAAGCUUUGUUCCAGUUCCUUCUUUCUGGGGAUUGGUGAACUCAGCCUGGAACCUUUGCUCGGUGGGGAAACGGCAGUCACCAGUCAACAUAGAGACCAGCCACAUGAUCUUUGACCCCUUUCUGACACCCCUUCGCAUCAACACCGGGGGAAGGAAGGUCAGUGGGACCAUGUACAACACUGGAAGACACGUAUCCCUCCGCCUGGACAAGGAGCACUUGGUCAACAUAUCAGGAGGGCCCAUGACAUACAGCCACCGGCUGGAGGAGAUCCGGCUACACUUUGGAAGUGAGGACAGCCAAGGGUCGGAGCACCUCCUCAAUGGACAGGCCUUCUCUGGGGAGGUGCAGCUCAUCCACUAUAACCAUGAGCUAUACACAAAUGUCACAGAAGCUGCAAAGAGUCCAAAUGGAUUGGUGGUAGUUUCUAUAUUUAUAAAAGUUUCUGAUUCAUCAAACCCAUUUCUUAAUCGAAUGCUCAACAGAGAUACUAUCACAAGAAUAACAUAUAAAAAUGAUGCAUAUUUACUACAGGGACUUAAUAUAGAGGAACUAUACCCAGAGACCUCUAGUUUCAUUACUUACGAUGGGUCGAUGACUAUCCCACCCUGCUAUGAGACAGCAAGUUGGAUAAUAAUGAACAAACCUGUCUAUAUAACCAGGAUGCAGAUGCAUUCCUUACGCCUGCUCAGCCAGAAUCAGCCAUCUCAGAUCUUUCUGAGCAUGAGCGACAACUUCAGGCCUGUGCAGCCACUCAACAACCGCUGCAUCCGCACCAACAUCAACUUCAGUUUACAGGGGAAGGACUGUCCAAACAACCGGGCCCAGAAGCUGCAGUAUAGAGUAAAUGAAUGGCUCCUCAAGUAGGGAACAAAGCCGAGAAGAAUGCCACCUCAGUGAAAUGCUACAACUGUGAAUUGACGUAACCUAGAAUGUCCCCCCUUCUUGCUUCUCUCUCCUUCCUCUCCCCAAGCCUCGUUCACUCUUUGGAUUGGCCCUUUCUUCAUUAAAAGUGUGCACAAAACCAUGGCAGAGGAAUACAUCUCUUACACACACUCACAAACAUUUGCACAUACAUACACACACACAUCCAAACAUACCUACACACAUAGACACUCACAACCUCCGUGAUGGGAAGUCAAGUUUCAGAAACAAAAGGCUCAUUCAUAAAAGGUCUUAGAAGAAAAUAACCUGUUAACCUGAUUACAAUUUUGAUACUGUUUUCCUGAACUUAUAAACCUACUCAAUGAGACUUUUCAGCCUUUGUACAUACACAAUUCUUCCACAAGAGAGAGAGGAGAAAACAGCUCUGACAGCAUCAAACGGACUUUGCAUCAUGUAAUCUCAGAUAGUGUCCCAAGACCCUCUGAGGGUGCUGGCAACAGGGGAGCCAGGACAAAGUUGACCAAGGACACUUAUUUCUAGAUUAUGAUUCUUCUGUUUACUCAACAAUUUCAAAAGAAAAAAAAAAAAAAGGACAGACAUUGAAGAGCUACACAUUGUGUAUAUAUAUCACCACAGACUAUAAAGAAAUGGAAUUAUUUCCCUCUUUGUCACAUAUCUGUAGUAGGAUUUGCCAAGAUCAGAACUGAUCCAUUUGCUGUUUCCUGUUUUCCAAAGGUCAUACAUUGUGUUUGGUUAUUGUUAACAAGCUCAAUAAAUGUGUUUAACGACUUAAUUUCAUUUUUCUGGCUUUGGUCUGUUCUCCUUCCUUACAGGCUAAGCCCUGGCUCCAUGCAACUGCAUUCUUUGAUUUCACUAAUUCCUUCAUCUACAUGUUUUGUUCAUUGGCAGCCCGGUUUUUUGGUUUGGUUUGGUUUGGUUUUGUUUUUGUUCUUUACCUAAGUUUGUGGCAAUCAGGAAUGCAUUUGCUAAGCAAGUAUAACUUUAAAUUCCACUCCAUGGCUCGAUCAUUCACAAGAGGUGAGCUUCAGCCUGAGAUAACAGGCAACAGAUCCCUUGCAUUUCAAAACUGCCAUCCCCCCACCCCCCACCCCCGCUGUGAUGCUCCCGUGAAGGAAUGAACUUUGCCUUGUAAAUUCCUGGGAAAAGGGGUGUCUUCUCUCUCCAGGUACAGCCAGAUUUCACAAAGUACAAAAGAAUGCCUUUCUUUUCUUGUUUAUAAUGGUCACUCACUGUGUUUGGUUACUGUCAAGAAAUCAAUAAAUGUGUUUAACAAGUUA
Molecule: messenger RNA, 2660 nt
Organism: Lemur catta (Ring-tailed lemur)
Lineage: Eukaryota; Metazoa; Chordata; Mammalia; Primates; Lemuridae
Gene: CA10
Product: carbonic anhydrase 10
Exons: 9
Coding region: 358-1344 (328 amino acids)
Molecular function (GO): carbonate dehydratase activity; zinc ion binding
Source: RefSeq, a predicted model, not a curated record